Messenger RNA from Ostrinia furnacalis (Asian corn borer), 675 nucleotides. Its product is annotated as DNL-type zinc finger protein. Gene Ontology annotation, biological process: protein stabilization; protein folding; protein import into mitochondrial matrix. Lineage: Eukaryota; Metazoa; Arthropoda; Insecta; Lepidoptera; Crambidae. The record is from RefSeq and is a predicted model, not a curated record. Gene Ontology annotation, molecular function: protein-folding chaperone binding; zinc ion binding. The transcript has a single exon. Bases 126 to 659 code for a protein of 177 amino acids. Gene Ontology annotation, cellular component: mitochondrion.
AAGUCAAAACAAAUCUGACUGCUCAUGUGUUUUUCAUGUUUCGUGCUGCUGUGAUGCAAUAUUAACGAAAUCUUGUCUAAAUUUUAUAGCAGCUAGUUAUUAAAACUUAACGUUUAAAUCCAAAAAUGUCUCACAGAACUCUAAUCGACUUUGUGGUUAAGUACCACACACCGCGUUUGCUGAAUAGCAUGGUUUUCUUCCCAAGUCAAGGAAAUUUAUAUUUUGGAAGACGUUUGGUAGUACCCUCAGCAUCAUUCUCUACUUCAACUCCGAAGAUUCAGUCUCCAAGGCAAUUUGGAACGUCUGCAGCGAAGUUCAAUGAAGUACCUCUAACUACUGAACCAAAGAAGUUUGAAGGCAAGUUUCAGUUGAUGUACACAUGCAAGAAAUGCAACACUCGAAACUCGAAGUACAUAACAAAAUUAGCUUAUUACAAAGGCGUUGUAAUUGUAAACUGUGACGGCUGCGAAAACAAGCAUCUAAUAGCAGAUAACCUGAAUUGGUUUUCUGAUAUGAACGGCAAAAAUAAUAUAGAAGAUAUCAUGGCAGAAAAAGGAGAAACAGUACAGAAGAUCAUGUCUCCAGACCUAGAAUUUAUUGCUAUGGAAUUAGCAAAAGAAGUUGAAAAACAAGAACUGGAGAAAAAUUUGUUGCAAUAGUUUUUAUUUAAAAUAG